Messenger RNA from Thalassophryne amazonica, 6782 nucleotides. RefSeq names its product lipin 1 (gene lpin1). Gene Ontology annotation, biological process: positive regulation of transcription by RNA polymerase II; triglyceride biosynthetic process; cellular response to insulin stimulus. Gene Ontology annotation, cellular component: nucleus; mitochondrial outer membrane. Gene Ontology annotation, molecular function: phosphatidate phosphatase activity; transcription coactivator activity. The coding region runs from base 111 to 2954 and encodes 947 amino acids. Lineage: Eukaryota; Metazoa; Chordata; Actinopteri; Batrachoidiformes; Batrachoididae. The transcript is spliced from 24 exons. The record is from RefSeq and is a predicted model, not a curated record.
UCAGCAAACAGUGUUUGUCCUUCAUAACGUUUACGGUUCUGAACGGUUACGUGGAUUAUUUGCGUGGCGGAAGGACCCGGGAACGAGCAGCGUCGUCAGUAAAUCCUACCAUGAACUAUGUGGGUCAGUUAGCAGGUCAGGUCUUUGUGCAGGUGAAGGAGCUUUACCAGGGACUCAACCCUGCAACCCUGUCUGGAUGCAUUGACGUCAUUGUGGUCCGGCAGCCCGAUGGCUCCCUGCAGUGCUCCCCCUUCCAUGUGCGCUUUGGAAAGAUGGGCGUUCUGCGGUCUCGUGAGAAAGUGGUGGACAUUGAGGUGAAUGGAGAGCCAGUGAGUCUCCACAUGAAGCUGGGAGAGAAUGGAGAGGCCUUCUUUGUCAAAGAGACUGAAAGCACACUGGAGAUGGUUCCAUCCUACCUGGCAACAUCACCCAUCAUGUCCAAGGGGGAGGAGCUAAUGAACUCCCAGUUGGGCAGGAGCAACUUUCUUCACCAUGAUGUGGCCUCCUGCAGCUUACUUCCUGUCCAGAGCCUGGGGCCACAGCAAAAUGAUGGAGGGAUGACCAAGAAAAGGAGGAAGAGGAGAAGGAAGGCCCGACUAGACGGGUGUGGAGGAGGGAGGAGAGAUGAAAGUGGGGAUGACUUCUCUGAAGAUGAAGACAUGUUUACUAUCGACCUAAGCUCAGAUGAGGAGAGAGAGGACGACUGCGGGAACAGAGGUGUAUUUGGUGAUCAGAAGCCUGCAGCCGCUCUACUGACCAACAUCCACGCUCACCCUGACACCGACACGACUCCUUCACAGAGUACUGUGGUUGAGGAGACUCUGUCCAUCCCUCCAUCCCGUGGUCUAUCCAUAUCUUGUCCUCAGCAGAUCUCUCACUCUUCUUCCUUUGCUUGCAGCCCCAGUGAUUCACAGUCAUCAUCUCCAAAAAGUGACUCGGAGUUAACCCGUCAUAACAAAGAGCAUCCUGAGAUGCUGUGGAGCUGGGGAGAGCUGCCGCAGGCGGCACAGCCCUCGUUCCUGACUUUCCACCAGAAGAAGGACUCUGUCCCAGCAGUGUCCAUGGCAUUGUGUGGUGACACUCACUUCACAGCCAUCAGUGAGAGCGGUCCCCCUUCCCUGGUGCUUUUUGACCCCCAGCACGUGGACAUGGGUGCUAAUAAUGGAGAACAAGAUGCCAAAGGAAGCAGACCUACAGACAGAGUGUCACUACCCACGAAAGAAGAGGAUGAGGUUGCAGGAGAAGUUGAGACGGAGGAGCAAUCAGCCAACUCACCAACUCCCAGAAUUCUUCUUGAUCACCUGGAAGAAGGUGGGAUUCAGCAUCAUCCCAUCAGAAGAACUGAUUCGCCAUCCAAGAAGAAAGAAAAAAGAAGUCAACACUUGGGUGCUGAUGGAAUGUACCUGGAUGAUAUCACAGAGCUGGAACCUGAAGUAGCCGCGCUGUACUUUCCUAAAAGUGAUGGAAGCAGAAGCUCAGUCAAGGGAGACUGUGAGAAUCAGUCCUCACAGUCAGUGGGCAAUGGUGGGAUGGACAGCGGUGUGGACAGUUUGUCUGAUCAAAUGGUCGACCUACCCCAUGUAGCCAUCUCUUUGUGUGGAGGACUCAUCGAUAACAGGAAAAUUACACGAGAACAAUUCCAGGAAAGGGCAGUGUCCUACCAGCAGUUCGCUGACAACCCUUCGAUUAUCGAUGAUCCAAACCUGGUGGUCAAGAUAGGAAACAAGUAUUACAACUGGAGCACAGCAGCUCCAGUCAUGCUGGCCAUGCAGGUGUAUCAGAAACCUCUGCCACAGUGUUGGUGUUUGAGUUAUGUGUUUUCUGUUUUCGGAUUGUUCUCCUAUUGCCUCCCUGGUCUGUUUGGCUCCAGCUCAUCUCAGCCUGCCUCAGUGGAGAACAUCAUGAAGGAAAAGAUGUCAAAGAAAGGAGGACGCUGGUGGUUUUCAUGGAGAAGCAAGACCAGCGAGUCCAACUCAGAUUCAGUGACAGACUCAGGAGAGAGAGGAAACAGUUCACUUACUGUGGCCUCAGAGGACAGGAUGAAGGAUGAGUCUUCAUCGAGUGAUGAGGACCACAGAUCAUCCAGUCAGACAUCAGGAUAUUGUCAGUCAGAGAACCUUAUGGGUUCUGCUAGUGUCUGUUACAAGAAAACCCUUCGACUUACCUCAGAGCAACUGGUUAGCUUGGAGCUGAAGGAUGGCCCUAAUGAUGUGGUGUUCAGUGUAACUACGCAGUACCAGGGUACUUGUCGUUGUCAUGGCACAAUCUACCUUUGGAGCUGGGAUGACAAAAUAGUCAUCUCCGAUAUCGAUGGAACCAUCACCAGGUCAGACACUCUCGGCCAAAUCCUGCCGACACUGGGCAAAGACUGGACACAUCAGGGCAUCGCUCAGCUCUACCACAGAGUCAGCCAGAAUGGAUAUAAGUUCAUGUACUGCUCAGCAAGGGCGAUUGGCAUGGCUGAUAUGACACGUGGGUACCUGCACUGGGUCAACGAGAGGGGAACCAUGCUGCCAAUGGGUCCAGUGCUGCUCAGUCCCAGCAGCCUCUUUUCUGCUCUGCACAGGGAGGUGAUUGAGAAGAAACCAGAGAAGUUUAAAAUCGAAUGUCUUACAGACAUCAAGCAGCUUUUCUACUCAAAUGCUGAACCUUUCUAUGCUGCUUUUGGAAACAGGGCAACCGAUGUGUUUUCCUAUAAGGAGGUGGGUGUUCCUCUGAACAGAAUAUUCACAGUCAAUCCAAAGGGGGAGCUGAUACAAGAACAUGCCAAAACCAACAUCUCUUCCUUUGGCCGUCUGUGUGAAGCCGUGGACCACAUCUUCCCGAUCCUAGUCCAGGAUGGAGCUGUACACUUCCCCUCCUCUGACACUUUUGGCCAGUGGACCUACUGCAGCAAACAGCUUCCUGAUGGCAACAACCAGGAAGAUGACCCACAGCCACUUCAGCCAAACUAAGAAAAUUCCACUUCGAUCAUGGUUUUCUCCAUUGUGUGCCAGCCCAGUUUUAGAGAUCAGCCUCGAAGCACCCCACACCGUCUUGGGUAACCUAACAAACGAAAUCACAAGAACAUCUUUUGGGUUGGGACAACAACUCAAAGCAGAAAUAGGUAAAGUUUUGACAUCUGAUGUACAAAGCAUCGCUGUGAAUGUAAAGCCUGAUCAACACCCUAUGCAUGAAUUCAUGAGGUGGACUCAUAGACGAUAUAUAUACUGGACAAACCUUCCAUGAUGUAAACCACUGCAUUUUUGAAGAGUGGUUUUGAAGUUCAAAUAGUGUAGCUCUGGAUGUUGACAGUGCUUCCUGUAACUCCCGGCCAACCCACAAAUAGGUAAAGCAUGAGCAAGACCUGGGUAGAACAAAUGAAGUUCAUGCAAGGUUCAGGUGUUUUAUUAGUUCCAUAGUUACCUCAGUAACUAUGGAGUAACAGUGGAGCUAGUGUCAGCAAGCGACCAAUACCUGCUAACAGCAGUAACGCUGCUAAUGUACAAAUUACAUAACACAAAAAUUUCACCCCAUGAAAAUACUGGAGCAGAGACUUCUCUGAUUGUCCAUUAGUAACAUUAACCACACAGGAAACCAUAUUAACUCAGAUAUUUGUGAUAAAAUGCUUUGAAAGGACAAACACAUUUUGUCCACAACAACUAGCAGUCACUCUCUGCUAGCGGGGUCUGGACUCAGCUGGCAGGUGGAUAGAAGCUGUCACUCAAGACCCUUAAUUAUGCAUUGCUUUAUGGCCUAAAAUAUCUGAAACAUGUUAUUUAAAAAAAAAAAUCACCACCCAUACAGCUAUACAUACCAAAAUUUCUGUUUGUUUCUGCUCUAAAUUUGCAGAUUUUCACAUUGGACACCUUGUGAUUCCUGUGGUUUCCAGUGUUGAGCAUUAAUUAUCUUCAUGGAAGUCAGCCAGAUUUUAGGGUCCUGGGGCCUCAUGUACAAAGCAUGCCUACAUGCAAAAAUGUGGCGUACGUCCUUCUCCACACUAACAUUCAGAUGUAUCAAAAGUGGACAUGUACAGUGAGCCACGCAAAAAUCAUGCCUGGUGUACCACGUUUCUACAGCGAUUGGUCUACUUGCGACACGUACAGGUUAAUAGUGUGCAAACAAGAAGUUGCCAGAGUGAUGUGCACAUUAGAGACACACUUAUGAGCAAUUAACACCCACGUUUGCACUUAUAUGGGUGGAUAUAUAAGCAUGCACAAAGUGAUGUGUAAAAUGGCACAAACAAUGGCUGCGUUAGCGUUUUUAGAGGACCUUGCAAAUGGUGCAAUUCGACGUGAGCGAGUAUUCAUGGAAUGUGAGGAUUUACUUGCAAAUGGAAAUAAGCUGAUUUCGUGUACCAAGGCCACUAUUACUGGUGUUGCGUAUAGAAUUGUGGCCGGCCUGGGGUGCAAUACGGCAAAAACCCAGGGGCUGUCUGUGCCCACACAGCUACUGACCAGGUUGGACUUCCUGGCAACAGGGACAUUUCAGUGUGAGCUGGUCGAUCAGUCAGGCGUAUGCCAGUCAACCUUGAGCUGAGCUAUGCCAGCUUUGUGGAACAGAAUCAUCUGAAUGUCAUCCAAGUACAUCACAUUCCAACAUUAAAGCGCCAUUUGCAGCGAGAGCCGGUUUCCCUAAUGUAAUUGGAGCUGUUGACUGCACACACAUUAGUAUAAAAGCGCCAUCACGUGAUGAAUUUGUUUUUGUUAUUGGGAAACCUUUUCAUUCCAUCAAUGUUCAAAUCAUAUGUGAUGCACAAAUGCAUCUAACUAACAGCGUGGUUGUGCUGCAGCCCAGUCUCACGCUUUUUUUUCCAUGCUUCCAUCACGAAAUGAGUGACAUUUCCAUGACGCGGUUUUGUUAAUUUUACUAUUUCUAACCCUAAUCCUUUCUCCUAACCCUAACCAUACUGUAACUGUCUCCCUAACCAUAACCCCCCAGACUCUCCCCCUGUGUCACCCUGCAUUUUGUGCCCCCAUCUGGCAUGUGCACGAUGAGGAAAUAGCUUAUUUUAUUUUAACUUCAUUUUAGGAAGUUAAUAUGUGCAAAAAUGAGUUUUGUCUUAUGUGUCCUUAAGAUGACUAAGGAUGCAAAAACUCAUAAAUCAGUAUUUUGGGGGAAAAAAUAUUUUUUUCAGAGCGCUUACAGAAAUCACAUACUGCAUAUUUGUCAUGUCAAACUUUUCCAGGUUGACUAUACCAGUGGAUCACAAGUUGCUCAGUUAUAUUUCAAACCUAAAUUGAUGCACCAGUUAUGUAAUCUGUCCACCAGACAGAGCCGUCAUUCAGAAUGUUUGGGAAAGGUUUUGUGUUUUUCUAUGUGGGAACGUCCAAAACACACGGCUGUUGUAAUUAUUUCAUGUACAGUUAAUAGAGAAUUAGCACUUACACCAGUAACAACAGUACAGCAUGUGACACUACAUGAGAAUGUUGUGCAUGUUGUCACUCUGGUCAUUCUGUGUUAACCCGCUCCAGUGGUUUGACUGCGCCACUGUGAAAAAUGUCGUUUCAGCACAUUCUCAAGUUAGUGUUCAGUGAAUAUAUUUGAUAUAAAUGCAAGUUUUUUGUUUUUCUUACACAUUACUACCUCCACUAAGGUGAUGUUUUCAUCACAAUUUGUCGGUUGGUCGGUUUGUCAGCAAGAAUAAACAAAAACUACCAAGCUACAUUUCUUGAGAUGUCUAGGUCAUAAAUUAAUGCAGAAAAAGAAGACUGAGUUCACAAUGCUUUUUACAGGGAUUAAAGUUCUCCAUCGUGACGACGGAUUUCCGUCAAUUGGGCUGUAAAAAGGCGGGGCUCAUGCUUACACAAAGUCGUAGCUGGACACAAGAUAUAAAAUUUACUGCAUCCAUGGGACACAUGCAUGCCAUGUUCAAAACAUUAAAAAAAAAAGAUCUUUAGAAUAACAUCUGUUUUUUUACUUGUUUUUUUUUUCUGCUUGAGUGAUUCCCUGCGUCUGUUCCUCUGUCCUCUGUGCACUCCGCCGGAGGGAGGGGGAGCGAGGGGUGGUGGGUCAGCCUGCUGGUGUGUUUGUGUCACAGCGCUGUAAUGACGCAGCAAGCAGAGCAGAGUACAGAGUUUUACAAACAUAUUUCUAAACUUUUCUUUCAAAGUCUGCCCUGAGUGUCUCUGUGAGUGUCCUCGCUCUGGUUAAACUUAAAACAGUUAGCAUGAACAAAAAAAAAUUAAAUUAAAAAAAUACACCUAAAAUUUCUUUCUGAGGACAGUAUGAUGUGAAAUCCUCUAAUAAAACCUUAUUACCUCUCAAUCAUGUUGCGUUUUUCACAUAAAUGCACAAAUUCUUGAUUGUUUCUGCUCACAGACUGCAAACCAGGGGUGAGAUGGAGAUUGAUUAAAGGCCCACAUUUUUCAUACUACUGCUACUUAUAAUAAUAAUAAUUGCAACAACUGAAAUAUUUAAAUCAGUAUUACUCUGGAGCUAAUUUUUACUGUAGCUCUGGACUAAGUUUAAUUGAUAAGCCAUGUAAAAAUAAGUUUACUUAUUUUAACUUUUCUGCAUAACUAAAGUGGGAUAUGAAGCAAUAUAUUUUUAUAAAGUAAUGUCUAAGCUCGGGCUUUACUGGGUCUGUUUCAGGUUCGAGUUUUAAAAUCAGAUUAGUUAGGAUGAGGGAAGCCAAAAAUAUGAAAAUGAUUUUGGCUCCUGUAAUAAUCUUAUUUUACAUAAUCUUAACAAACAUACGAGGUCUGCGAGAAAAAUAAUGUACCUUUUAAUUUUUUUCAAAAACUAUAUGGAUUUGAAUCACGUGCGAUUACAUCAGCCAACCUUGAACCCUCGUGCGCAUG